This is a messenger RNA of Schistocerca gregaria, 1543 nucleotides long. RefSeq lists its product as uncharacterized. Gene Ontology annotation, cellular component: nuclear pre-replicative complex. Gene Ontology annotation, biological process: DNA-templated DNA replication; rRNA processing. Bases 8 to 1438 code for a protein of 476 amino acids. Gene Ontology annotation, molecular function: protein binding. The transcript is spliced from 2 exons. The record is from RefSeq and is a predicted model, not a curated record. NCBI's taxonomy places the organism in Eukaryota, Metazoa, Arthropoda, Insecta, Orthoptera, Acrididae.
UCCCCUGAUGGAAGCCAUCUUUGGUGUAUGUUCAGAUGGAACUAUCCUAGAAGUGGAUCUUCAAUCUGGACAAAUUCUAAAGACGGUGUCACUCUUCCAAGGGCAAUAUUGUCUUGAUCAAAACCUUGUUGGUCUCUGGAAUGCUGAGGCUAAGACUACCUAUGAUCCUUUAAGUUGGAUCAUUAUUCAAAACCGAAGUUCGUCCAGAGCUGCAUGCUGGGCCUGCCACGAAAAAAACACUUUUCAAAUUCAUACAGCUGCUAGCAGUUUUGGAAACACUAGAGAAAUUUCCAGCAUUUGCAUAUCUCCAUGCGGGCGCUGGCUUUUUCGUGGCUUGCAAAAUGGUUCUAUCUUAAUUACUGAACUUUCGGUUGACUUGGCGUUAUCUCAUGCACCUAAAUUGACAUCAGACUUCUCUGCUUUGUCCGAACCGUCUCAUACACAAUGGAAGCAUCACCUAUGUACUGACAUACAUUUAGGUGCUGUCACUUGCAUAAGUUUUAAUCAUUUUGGCUGGGUUGCUACAGGCGGUGAGGAUCAAGUGAUUCAAGUUGCACAUAUAUCUAGCCUUCUAUCUUCAUCGAAAAACCCUUCAACUUUGCCUUCGGUAAAAAUACAUGAACACACUCUUCCUAUCACAGGUGUCUGGCUAACAGAUGAUAAUCAGAUUUAUAGCAUCAGUCGAGAUCAGUCGCUCAAAUUUAGUGAUGUUUCUACACAAGCAUGCUUUGCUUCUAUUACAUUUCCUAGUGCACUACUUUGCAUGGCAAUUUCAAAGAUGGAGCAGUUCGUUUAUGUUGGGGCGCAGAAUGGAUACAUAUACAAGCAGGCACUUUGGAGAAUGACUGAUGUUCAGUCAAGCAACACUUCCUCUCUUUGGACAAAAGACUUUCAAGAUUCUUGGAGCGGCGGUCAUACAUAUGAUCAAUCCUCGAAUAAUGUAUACAAGGAACACACUAAGCCCGUUAUUUGCCUAGAGUUGUCCUAUGACGGUUCAAAACUAAUCUCUUCUUCUCUAGACGGCCAGCUUUUAAUUUGGGAUGAACGCACUUGUCGCACAAUCAUCAAAAUCCAAUCACCAAGUAGUGGACCGCUCGUUUGGAUAAGACUGAUAAUUAGGUUAGCAGAAAAUGUGCAAAGACCCAAGCAAAAAGAAUCAAAAAAAUCGAAUCAUAGCAUUCCUCUUAUACUGAAAAAAAAUAGCCAACACGAAAUUUUUAUAGCACGUGGUGCAUCGUUGAUCAACCAAUUUAUAGACAACGUAGACAGCGAUAUCGCCAGUGAUCAAAGUAUACUUCGUACACUCACCUACUUGCCUAAUAACUCAAAAAUAGAAGAACUGGUCAAGGAAAACAACGAGCUAAGAGAAACCAAUGAAUAUUGGAAAAAGGCAAGCAACAGAAUGCUCAACAUGUCGAUCUCACAGUGUACAGAAUAGAAUGACUCCCUUAACGCGUACAAUUUUUGAUUAUCUGACCUCAAACCGAAAUGUACCCAGCAAAGUUCGUACAGAAUUUGUUUAUUAAACAUAUGAUAUUCGCUA